Messenger RNA from Ixodes scapularis (black-legged tick), 372 nucleotides. RefSeq lists its product as uncharacterized. The record is from RefSeq and is a predicted model, not a curated record. Lineage: Eukaryota; Metazoa; Arthropoda; Arachnida; Ixodida; Ixodidae. Bases 24 to 359 code for a protein of 111 amino acids. The transcript has 4 exons.
UACGUUCCCGUUAGACUGUGAUUAUGUUUCGCAAUACAAGCAACAUGCUGUUCGUACUUUUCGCCGUGGUUCUUGGUCUACCGGCAUCUCAAGGACAUUUGCCUUUUUUUGGUGCUGAUAACUGCUGGCUUGCUCUCUAUUACAAAGGAGAUAUAUAUUGCAAACUCUCUGGAUAUGGUAAUUAUAAUGGUUGGAAUUUUGGCACGUGCGAGUUCGGAUGCGGAGACCAGACGGUGCCGUUGCCAAACGAAGCUUGCCCCAACGGUACUAUGCACAAUCCCUGCACCGACGAAGAGCUAAAACACCUCCAACAGUGGGCUAAGCAGUUGGAAAACGAGAAAGAAAGAAAUAAAGGCUAAUUAUGCAAUGCCU